Dendrobium catenatum is the source of this 1873-nucleotide messenger RNA. RefSeq names its product putative disease resistance protein RGA4. NCBI's taxonomy places the organism in Eukaryota, Viridiplantae, Streptophyta, Magnoliopsida, Asparagales, Orchidaceae. The record is from RefSeq and is a predicted model, not a curated record. The transcript has a single exon. Gene Ontology annotation, molecular function: ADP binding. Gene Ontology annotation, biological process: defense response to other organism. The annotation marks the transcript as partial.
GAUCCUCGCCGACUACAAAUGAUCUCAUUGGGCGCGGCAAGGAUAAGGAGUUUGUUGUGCAGUGGUUGAGGAAUUUAUCAAAUGAGCCUCGGACAACUGAUUUGUACGGAAACAUUUCUCUUCUAUCUAUAGUGGGACAUGGUGGUAUGGGGAAGACAACUCUAUUGCAACAUGUCUAUGAAGAUGAAAUUACAAAGGAAUUUGAUCUGAAAAUGUGGGUUUGCGUUUCCAACAACUUUGAUGUGAAAAAAGUCAUUGCAGAUAUGUUAUCAACUCUUAAGAAGAAGAGGCCUCGUUUGGACGAAUCACUUGAUGCACUUCAACUUAGUCUUAGGACUGAAAUUAUGUCCAAGAAGUUCUUACUUAUUCUGGAUGACAUUUGGCAGCAGGAGGAGGAGAACCGGGAUAUCAGCAAAUGGGAGAAGGUGCUCGCCCCUCUGGCUUAUGGGAAAAUUGGUGGUGGGAUUUUGGUAACAACUCGAAUGGACUCUGUUGCAACUAUGAUAGCAAAGGUGAUUAAAACGAAGAAGGAAACAAUCAAAUUAAAGGGCUUGGAGGAAGAUCAGUGUUUGCAGCUCCUCAACUCUCAUGCAUUUGCUGGUGUAGAGAACCCCCCUGGUGCUCAUAAAAAAUUAAAAGCCAUUGCUGGAGAGAUUGUUAAAAAGAUUUCAGGAUCUCCAUUGGCCGCAAAGGUCAUCGGUGGUGUUUUGAAUUCUAGUUUGGAUGAAAGACAUUGGACAAAAGUUUUAAGUAGUGAUUUUAUAAGUCCAAAAUCAGGUCAAGAUGACAUCUUGACCAUUUUAAGACUGAGCUAUACGUUCCUCCCAAAACAUCUACAAAAUUGUUUCACAUUUUGUUCUAUAUUUCGACAAGAUCAUGAGUUUUAUAAAGAUGAUUUAGUCCAAAUGUGGAUUGCAUUGGGUUUCAUUCAGCAACCUCAUGAUCAAGAAUGGACUAUAGAGGAUAUUGGAGGAAGCUAUUUUGAUGAUUUGGUUAAAAAAUCUUUCUUUGAUAAGUUUGAUUCAGAGUUUGGAGGAUGCUACUACAAGAUGCAUGAUUUAAUACAUGCAUUGGCACAAUCAAUUUCCAUGCAUGAAUGUUUAAGAGUUGAGGAUGGUACAAAGUUGCCUUCUAUAAUUCCUAAGACACUUCGACAUUUGUCUAUUGAAACUACAAAUCUAGACAUCAUAAAAAAGAUUGGGCAGGUUAAAUAUUUGCAUUCUAUUUUCUUGAUCCAAAAAGCUUCUAAUCAGGAUAUUUCCAGCGCACUUGUUGAAAUUUUAAAAGCAUCGAGAAGCCUACGCUUAUUAGAAAUAUCUGCUCUAUCCUUGGAAAUGAUACCUGAGGAGAUUGGGAAUUUGAUACAUCUUAGAUAUUUGUGCAUUUUAGAUGGGAAGUUUACUAUGCUGCCAAGAUCUCUAAGUACUCUCUAUCACCUGCAAUACUUAACCUGUAGCGGAUUGAGAGAAAGCCAACCUAAAGUUGAUUCUUUACCUCGUGACAUAAAUAACCUUUCUAACUUGUGUUACUUGAGGUUGCCCCAGAAUUAUAUUUCAUUGAUAUGUGGGAUUGGGAAGCUAAAGUUUCUUCAAGAAUUGAAUAUUGAUCUUAGAGAUGUGAUUGGUUAUGGAAUUGGAGAGCUGGAGAAUAUGAAUGAUCUUUGCAAAUUAAGUAUCAAUUGCCUUGAAAAUAUUAAGAAUGUGGAGGAGGCUUGUAGUGCCAAAUUACGUGCCAAGACGAGGCUCACAGAUCUAACAUUAUGUUGGAGUAACACUGAUUCGAGGAACAUCGAUUUAGAUGAGAACAUGCUCGACAACCUUCAACCACCAACAUGUCUAAGGAAUCUGAGCAUAGACAGCUACAUGGGUGUAAG